UUUUCAGGUCUGACAUUCAGCAGCCUAACACCGGAAGGAAAAGUGGUGAUAACUCAGGAGAAAUCUCGACAUCGUACAGCGUUGCUUGCCCAUCUUAAUGCUAUGAAAGAGACGUUCGAUGAGAAACUCAAUUAUAUUAUUCAAAUUGAACACAUCAUGACCAGCAUAGAGGCAAUCUCCAACUUUAUGGACAAAGAGAUUCAAUUUCUCAAUGUGUUUGGAAUUCUCGACAUGAAUCGAUCUCUAAUCACAGAAUGCCAUGUGAAUAAGUAUAGAUUUCAUUUAACGCCUUAUGUGCAAUAA
Ostertagia ostertagi is the source of this 303-nucleotide messenger RNA. The record is from the annotation of a GenBank genome assembly. NCBI's taxonomy places the organism in Eukaryota, Metazoa, Nematoda, Chromadorea, Rhabditida, Trichostrongylidae.